Exophiala oligosperma is the source of this 2923-nucleotide messenger RNA. RefSeq lists its product as uncharacterized. NCBI's taxonomy places the organism in Eukaryota, Fungi, Ascomycota, Eurotiomycetes, Chaetothyriales, Herpotrichiellaceae. Bases 446 to 2413 code for a protein of 655 amino acids. Gene Ontology annotation, molecular function: protein kinase activity; ATP binding. The record is from RefSeq and is a predicted model, not a curated record. Gene Ontology annotation, biological process: protein phosphorylation. Gene Ontology annotation, cellular component: nucleus. The transcript is spliced from 5 exons.
CACCCUUCGACGUCAACCGAUCUGAACUCUUCCUCUAUCUUGCCCACGACACGGCUUGAUUCUUCUCACCACUUCACUGUCGACUUUGUUCUUUCCCAGUCUCUGUAGUUGUCGCUCCUACAAAAUUAUGAGCGUGUGCCUGACCCAAUAAGAGGCACGUCCUCCUUGUCGGGUCCUCAUUCAUAUUUUACUGCCUCACCUCUCUGCCGCUUCAACGACUAUUGUCCGAUCACAGCUCCUGGCAGAGAUUUUCCUCCUAUAUCGAUAACCCUGCCGCCUUCAGCCUUGCCAGAUCCGAUAUUCCUAUCCCAGCUUUGCCGACUUUUGCGAAAACUGUUCUUGUGUGCACUCGCAUGUUGCAAACUGCGCUUUGUGGCGCGAAUCCACAACACCUGCGUUGUCGGACAGUCUCCACCACCAUCAAGACCUGAAAGACCCUAAAACCAUGUCGACUCCUUCUACGAUAGCAACCACUAUCGUCCCUGCUCACUAUGGUUAUUCUCAUCAGAAUCCUUAUUCUCCCUCGGCGCUACCAUACCCCGCAACAAAUACACUGCCAGCACCGCAGCGGCUGACGACUUCGUAUCACUCAUAUCCAGCAGCUGCACAAUAUCCACGACCACAACCAUCUCCCGCCUCGUACAGGCCACCUUCGAACGUGUCGUCCAUGGCACCUUCCCAGGCUGCCUCGAUUUUACCAGACAACCAGCCCCGAAAACAACCUGACUGGAAUGAGUUUUACAAGAACGGUGUUCCGAAAGAAAUCAUAGUUAUUGAUGAUGACAGCCCAGAACCUGACCACACGGGCAACGCCUCCGGCCAACAGCAGCAGGCCGAUGCUUACGGCUCCAAUACUCGGAAACGAAAGGUCGACCAGGGAUAUGAGAUCGAAUACACAGAUAGCCCGACAUAUUCAACACAUCCAGCGAAAUUUGGCGGCUCAACGUCUUCGGCAGCAUCUUACCAUUCUGGUGAUCGAACCACAUCCCUUCAAACGAUCACAGCACCUACUUCACUUGAGUCGUACGGGAGCAACCCUGCUAGCACAAGUUACGAGGAUGUAAGGACAGGGCAAAAAAGGAAACGAGCACAACCACAGAAAGAAACGAGAGCCCAAGCCAAAAGACGACAGCAAGAGACGACAGACGCAUUCGCAGACUACAUACCCCCUCCCAAGCCCGCCAAAAAGGCUCCGGACGUCCAUGUUCCCGUCAUUCGUGAUACUGUGCACAAACACCAAAAGGUGGAUGAUGACGAUGGACACUAUAUCGUUACCUCUAACACGCCGUUGACUGAUCGAUAUGAUAUCAUCAAGCUUCUGGGUCAAGGCACCUUUGGAAAGGUCGUCGAAGCAUUCGACAAGAAGAAAAAGACAAAGUGUGCUGUCAAGAUUAUCAGAUCUGUCCAGAAGUAUCGUGAUGCUUCUCGAAUUGAGCUGCGAGUUCUCUCGACACUGGCUCUAAACGACAGACCCAAUAGGAACAAAUGCAUACAUCUGCGAGACUCCUUUGACUUUCGGAAUCACAUCUGUAUCGUCACCGAUUUAUUGGGACAGAGCGUCUUCGACUUUUUGAAGGGGAACGGCUUUGUUCCCUUUCCCAGCUCUCAAAUACAAAGCUUUGCUCGUCAACUCUUUACAAGCGUGGCGUUCUUGCAUGAUUUGAAUCUGAUCCACACCGAUCUGAAACCAGAAAACAUCCUCCUCGUCCACAAUGCGUACCAGACCUUUACCUACAACCGGACGAUUCCAUCGUCAUCGCACACAAUCUCUAGGACAGCCAGACAGCGGAGGGUCCUCCUUGACAGCGAGAUUCGACUAAUAGAUUUCGGCUCGGCCACUUUUGAUGACGAAUACCAUUCGUCGGUGGUGUCAACGCGGCAUUACCGAGCGCCAGAAAUCAUCCUCCAGCUUGGGUGGAGCUUUCCUUGUGAUAUUUGGAGCAUUGGGUGCAUCAUUGUCGAGUUCUUUACUGGAGACGCCUUGUUCCAGACGCACGAUAAUCUCGAGCAUCUGGCCAUGAUGGAAGUGGUCUGUAACGGGAAGAUCGACCCUAAAAUCGUAAAGCAAGUUUGCUCCGGAGGCCGUGGUGCCAAUGCCAAUUCUGCAUCCAAGUUUUUUACCCGAGGAAAGUUAGAAUAUCCCAACCAAGAGACAUCAAGGGCUUCACGGAAAUAUGUGAAAGCCAUGAAACACUUACAUGAGUUUAUCCCGGGAAACACUGCCUUCAACAAGAAAUUACUCGACUUACUCAGGAAGAUCUUCGUCUACGAUCCCAAGCAAAGAAUUACUGCAAAGGAGGCUCUCAAGCAUCCUUGGUUCAAGGAGACACUGAUCGACGAUGGGACAGAGGCCAUCCGAAUACGGGAGGAACGUGCGGCUUUAGGCCCUGAGGCAAAACGACCGCGCGUUUAGAUGAGCUGCAGGACAUCCAUUUGAUGUCCUUCGGAUGGGUAAUUGCAUUGCGACGAAAUCACGGCAACGUGAGACUCCACGACUGUAAUGAAAACGCCUCUUUAAACCUGUCACUACAUGUGCCAGAUGAACAGAGAUUUCCAAAGGCGUCUGAUGGUCAAUAUAUUGAUUAGACCUCACAUUUUUCCUGUCCAGCACCUAUGACGGGAUGAAGUGCUCCGGAUUCAUGUACAAAUCAAGUCGAAUCCUUUGAGCUCCAGGGUGCUGACACGAGGAACUCACAGUCCUCCUAGCUGUGGGUGACUCGACGUCAUGACAUAUUCCACACUACAAGAGAAGUGUAUGCUUAAGGGGGAACCAUUAGUCGCUAAGACACAAUAUGAAUAUUGAAUUCAACCUUUCUCUUUUCUGGGUUGGAAUGUAGUGAUGGGUUAAUAUGACCUUGUGACGGGAGAUACUUUGCCCAACUUGCACCUACUAGACAUGAAUUCACUCAAGUGGAUAUCUCGG